Messenger RNA from Boleophthalmus pectinirostris (great blue-spotted mudskipper), 1311 nucleotides. RefSeq names its product tripartite motif-containing protein 16-like. The coding region runs from base 1 to 1311 and encodes 436 amino acids. The record is from RefSeq and is a predicted model, not a curated record. NCBI's taxonomy places the organism in Eukaryota, Metazoa, Chordata, Actinopteri, Gobiiformes, Gobiidae. Gene Ontology annotation, molecular function: protein binding. The transcript has a single exon.
AUGGAGCAGGGUGCUGUUCAGCUCAACAGACAGGCCUUUGUCUGUGCCAUAUGUUUGGAUCUGCUGAAGGAGCCGGUCACUCUUCCAUGUGGACAUAACUACUGUAGAGUCUGUAUUCAGAGCCACUGGGACCGACAGGUGCAGUGCACCUGUCCUCAGUGUAGACAGGUGCACAGCCCCAGACCUGUGCUCCAUGUAAACACCAUGGUGGCAGAGUUAGUGGAGCAGAUGAGGACUGAAUUCCUGUACAACACAAUGGACCCGGAGACUUGGAGGCAGCAGAUCUUGCACAGCAUUCAGGUCAAAGAGGCAGAGCAGCAGAGGCUCCAGCAGGAGGCGCUGUCCCUGAGGCAUCUUGCUGAUGAGGCAAUUAAACACAGCGAGGAGCGCUUCAGUUCGUUUGUGCGUGUGCUGGAAUCUGUUCACUGUGACGUGUCCCAAAAUAUCAGGACUCUGCAGGAGAAAGAAGAGGCCAAAAUGAAACAGAUCCAUGACCAACUGGUGCAGGAGGUCACAGAGCUGAAGAAAACCCUCUCAGCUCCAGAGAUGCUUCAGAGACACCUCCCUCCCUCUGCCUCACAGACAUACUCACUGCCCCUGGGGUACUUUGAGCAGGCCAAAUCAGCGGUGACCGCCCUCACAGACCUGCUCCAGUCAACUCUGACAGAGGGACUACAAAACAUAUCACAGGGUUUUACACAAGGCCAACCAUCAACCAGACCUCAACCAGGACCUCCACAACCUGAGCCCAGAACCAGAGAAGAGUUUAUGAACUAUGCACGAGAGAUUGUCCUGGACCCAAACACAGCUUACUUUAUGAUAACAGUAUCCAAUGAAAACAGACAAGCAACUAGGGACUGUGGUCGUGGUCAGGACCAUCCCAAUCACCCAGACAGGUUCAGUAAGUACAAUCAGGUCCUGAGCAGAGAUGGUCUGACAGGCUGCUGUUACUGGGAGGUGGAGGUGGAAAAAUAUCAAGCUGUUAUUGCAGUGUCUUACAAGGACAUCAAGAGAAAUGGAUAUUCAGAUGAUUGUAAAUUUGGAUACAAUGAGAAGUCCUGGGCUUUAGAAUGUAAAAUAUAUGAUUUUUCCUUUUGGCAUCAGAGCGUUGAAUCAGAAGUAUCACGCUCAGUUUCAAAAAGAAUUGGGGUUUACCUGGACCACAGUGCAGGGAUUUUAGCCUUUUACAACAUUGAGGACCAAACCAUGAGCCUCAUUCACAGAGUCCAGACCACCUUCACUCAGCCUCUGUAUGUUGGAGUCAGACUGGAUCACCGUUAUGACACUGCCUAUUUCCCUAAACUCAGAUAA